This is a messenger RNA of Paecilomyces variotii, 757 nucleotides long. Its product is annotated as putative prefoldin subunit 5. The record is from RefSeq and is a predicted model, not a curated record. Lineage: Eukaryota; Fungi; Ascomycota; Eurotiomycetes; Eurotiales; Thermoascaceae. Gene Ontology annotation, biological process: protein folding; regulation of DNA-templated transcription. Bases 236 to 757 code for a protein of 173 amino acids. The transcript is spliced from 4 exons. Gene Ontology annotation, cellular component: prefoldin complex; cytoplasm.
UGCGUUACAGCCACUAUUUCCACGUCCCGGCGCGCAUCUUUCGACAGCACCCAGAAAAGCAUCCCAAAGGCUCAAGUUACCGGGGAAGGUCGAAUUGAGCUUCUCUCAGCGACCUCCAAUCUCCCCUUUCAAUACUUAGGGAGCUUGACUUUUCCCUGAGCGCCAGCUCCAAUUGACGUCUAUACUUUUUGCAUCUCUUCCAUACAGUGCGAAAAAAACAACAACACAGAAAGAAAUGGCACCACCGUCAAACCCCGCGUCAGGCGGUGCCCCUCCAGGCGCAGUCGACAUAACAACCCUCUCCCUCCCACAGCUCCGCGCCCUCCAGACCCGUCUAUCCUCCGAGCUCGAGCAUCUGACAAACUCGCAUGCGAAGCUGCGCGCGGCGCAGUCCAAGUUCCGUGAUUGUGUUCGCUCGAUUACCGAUGGUGUGGAGAAGAAGAGUGGUGCUGGGGGCGAGAGUCGGGAUGAUCUGCUCGUGCCCUUGACGAGUUCGUUGUACGUUAAGGGUAAAUUGGCGGAUCGGGAAAAGGUCCUUGUGGAUGUGGGAACGGGAUUUUAUGUUGAGAAGACGACUGCGAAGGCGAUCGAAUUCUACAAUAACAAAGCUAAGGAGUUGGAAACGAACUUGAAGGAUCUGGAGAAGAUUGUGCAGGGCAAGAGCGCGAAUUUGAGGAUAGUCGAAGAUGUUCUGAGGCAGAAAGUGAUGAGUGGAGAGGCCGUUACAACUCCUGCGGCUGGCGUAGCUGCUGGAUAA